Molecule: messenger RNA, 873 nt
Organism: Ceratina calcarata
Lineage: Eukaryota; Metazoa; Arthropoda; Insecta; Hymenoptera; Apidae
Product: thioredoxin, mitochondrial
Exons: 3
Coding region: 151-561 (136 amino acids)
Biological process (GO): cell redox homeostasis
Cellular component (GO): mitochondrion
Molecular function (GO): protein-disulfide reductase activity
Source: RefSeq, a predicted model, not a curated record
GUAGUACAUGAGAAUACUGUCAACAGUGUGUUAGGCGUUAGGUUAGGCUUGAAUAAAUUGUUACUGCGUUUCAAAAUUCAGUCGUGAUUAUUACACUUCAAUCCCCGGUAUUAUACAGUCCCUCGUUCGUUAUCAAAUUCACGCGUUAAGAUGCUGCGAACCGGUCUAAGAUCCGUGCGCAGUGCACUCGGCAGCAGGGCAUUUGCGAAUGCCCCGGCUCAGGAGCAAGCUAUUUCUACCGCUUUUAAAGUUCAGGAUCCAAAAGAUUUUAAUGAUCGCGUGAAAAACUCUAAAGUACCUGUGAUCAUCGACUUUUUCGCAACAUGGUGCAAUCCUUGCCGAAUGCUGACUCCUCGCAUAGAGUCAGUGAUUGCAGAAAAACAGGGAAAAGUUUUACUGGCUAAGGUUGACAUAGAUGAAAACAGUGACCUGGCUUUGGACUACGAGGUUGGAUCUGUACCAGUACUCAUUGCAAUGAAAGAUGGAAAGGUCUUGGACAGAAUCGUCGGUCUUCAAGAUGUAGAUAAACUUAAACAGUUUGUAGAUAAGUAUACAGAAUAAUGUAGUCAAUGUAUUUUAAGAUUGUUAUUUAUCCCGUAGCUAAUGGGGUAACUGUAUAACAUUGUGUAUAAAUGUAUAACAAAACAUAGUAUUUAUAUCUAUAUAUCCCAGAUAUAAAUAUUUAGAGAGGGAAGAUUAAAUUGUUUUAUAAUAAACAGAUAAAUUUAAUUAUUCAAAUAUAUACAAAGGUUUAAUAUAAAUACUCUUUAUGAACAUACAUGAACGUCAAAACAUUGAUAGAUAAUGUAUAAAAAAGAAAAGUUCAAUUUGAAUAAAAGACAUCUAGUAGUUGGCUAAGUAUCAAUAGGCAAA